AUGAACGUUGUGACAUCAUGUUGGGAUAUCCUCUUUAAACGGGCCGAGAAGUCUGGUUUCUCCCCACAGAAGUUGCAGAACUACCAAGCUUGGAGAGAUGCAUUUGCCAUCUGCAACCGCAUUGAGGCCACCAUGAAGGAGGACGGACUGCUGGGUUAUGUGCGACCAACUAGUCGACGCAUAAUUAAAGUACCUUCAAAGAGUGAGCUGCUAGUGUGGGGCCGGACCCGGAAGGGCCCCGGGGGAAAAGACUACUGUGCAAUGAUGGAAGCACUGCCUGGAGACAGCAGCAUGGGAGUGGCUCGGACUUUAACAACGGUAAGAGAUGGCAGAGUCCCUGUGAGGAUUUGUAACCCCCACUCUUAUUGUCUGACCAUAGGCCGAUAUCAGAAGCUUGGCAAACUGCAUUCUGUGGACGAGGCUGACGUGCAUGGGCCGCAGAACUUAAACCUGUCCUUGGGAGAUGAUGGUGUCGUUGAAGUGGCAUUGAUGAGCACAACACCGGAUGAACCCGAGCAGGAACUGCCAAGAGAGGUGAGCAGUCUGGCGGACCGACCAGAUUUAUCCAAACAACAACAAGAAGAGCUACAUGCUCUUCUACUCAAGUGGAAGCAUGUUUUUGCAACAUGA
Xyrichtys novacula (pearly razorfish) is the source of this 630-nucleotide messenger RNA. The record is from the annotation of a GenBank genome assembly. Lineage: Eukaryota; Metazoa; Chordata; Actinopteri; Labriformes; Labridae.